AUGGAGCAGCCAAAAGAAGCUUUACCCUACUCGGUCCAUGAAGAGGUCGCGAAGACAGAGAAACGGGAUAGCUCAGCCAUACAGGCCGAGGCUGCAGCGUACGAAGAACGGAAGGUUGACCUGCGAACCAUUCUGGCGAUCGUGGCAUUGGCUGUCACCUAUGAAUCUGUUAUACUAUCGUUUGUCUUGCCUGCCGCCGUGCUGCUCACCAUAAACGCCGACAUUGGACCAUCAACACAACUCAAUUGGGCCCCGACAGCCUGGACGUUGGCUCAAGGAGUUGUCAUGACCAUCGCAGGCUCUCUGAGUGACAUAUGCGGGCGGAGGAAUUUCACGCUUGCCGGAAACACAAUGGGCUUGAUAGGUACUACGCUUGAAAGCUUCAUCAAUGCUCGGUCCGCUGCUGACUCUAGACAGGCUGCAUUGUUGGAUCGAGGUCUGUCUAUCGUGAACCUUAAGUCCAUACAACGCUCACAAAUCAACAGAGCUCGUUCUAUUAACACAGUCAUUAUUGGAUUGGCUUUCACCGGAUUUGGUUCAGGUUCUCAACUACUGUCCCUUCCAUGCGCGAAUGAGAUUGUUCCCAAGAAGUCUCGAGGCAAAGCUAUCGCUGCUCUCAACAUGGCUUCGAUGCCAGGGUCGUGUUUUGGAUCGCUGAUCGCUUACCGACUGGUGGCAACGCUCAAUUGGCGAUGGACAUUCUAUGUUGGGAUCAUUGCCAAUGGGCUCGCCCUGGUUCUCGUUGCCAUCUUCUACUGGCCUCCUGACUUUAUCGGUCUUCACCCAGAAGGCAAGAGCCGACGACAACAGUUCCAGGAACUUGAUUUUGCUGGACUCCUGCUAUUCGGCGGUGGCCUUACGAUCUUUCUACUCGGCAUCUCAUGGGGUAAUAAUCCUUACGCUUGGACAAGUGUUCAUGUGUUAGUACCUCUCUUUUUGGGAAUUUCAACCUUCCUUGUUGCGUUCCCAGUAUGGGAAUUAUAUGGACCUCGCAGCAUAUCCAAACUAUGUCCGCCGGAGAUAUUUACCAAUUUCAGAACAUUUAUACUGCCUCUAAUCGUGUCCUUUGUGUCUGGCUCUCUGUUGGUUACUUUUCAAGUUUUCUGGCCUCAACAAGUUCAACUUCUGUUCACCACAAAGCCGCAGCAAAUUGGAUGGUACAGCGUGGCAUACAAUACUCCAGUUACAGUUAUAGGAGCACUCGCGGCGUUUUCGUUCACGACUUUUGGUUACACCAGAAUCCAAUUCUCCAGCGUGACUUUCUUCCAAGCCAUAUCGACGGCCGCCAUGGCUUCAGUCACCCAGCACACACCUACUCGAGCCAUCGUUUUGGUGGUGUUCGCUGCAGGGUUUGUCGGAGCCACGCAUAUGUUAAAGAUUCUUAUGCUACAGUUUGGUGCUUCAGAUAAGCAUAUUGGAUUAGCAACUGGGCUUAUGGGUUCAACUACAGCUAUCGGUGGCGCCAUCGCUCUGGCCAUCUAUAGCUCUAUCAUUCGGGACACGACGGCAAGCGAUUUGGCGCCCUCAGUGGCAGCAGCAGUAACUAAAGCAGGACUGCCUCUUGCGGAGGUACAAAAUUUCCUUCCUGCGUUUCUCAGCCACAACAGUACGGCUCUCGAAGCAGUUACCGGCGUCACUCCCAUUAUCCUCGCAGCAGCAGACGAAGCUAGUAAGGAUGUAUAUUCUCAAGCUUUCAAGCUUGUGUACCUGGUCACCAUAGCGUUUGGCGGUGAGUCAACCCGAUUGUCUGCGAUCUAG
This is a messenger RNA of Exophiala spinifera, 1758 nucleotides long. RefSeq lists its product as uncharacterized. The transcript has 10 exons. Gene Ontology annotation, biological process: transmembrane transport. The record is from RefSeq and is a predicted model, not a curated record. Lineage: Eukaryota; Fungi; Ascomycota; Eurotiomycetes; Chaetothyriales; Herpotrichiellaceae. Gene Ontology annotation, molecular function: transmembrane transporter activity. The coding region runs from base 1 to 1758 and encodes 585 amino acids.